This is a messenger RNA of Blumeria graminis f. sp. triticale, 420 nucleotides long. The record is from the annotation of a GenBank genome assembly. Lineage: Eukaryota; Fungi; Ascomycota; Leotiomycetes; Helotiales; Erysiphaceae.
AUGGCUAAAAUCUCGCGUGGUGCCCCAGGCGGUAAACUCAAGAUGACACUCGGUCUUCCUGUAGGCGCAGUUAUGAAUUGCUGCGACAACAGUGGAGCACGAAAUCUUUACAUCAUCUCAGUUAAAGGCAUUGGAGCAAGGUUAAAUCGACUUCCAGCUGGUGGUGUUGGAGACAUGGUGAUGGCCACAGUCAAAAAAGGAAAGCCCGAGUUACGGAAGAAGGUCAUGCCAGCUGUUAUAGUUCGCCAAAGCAAACCAUGGAGACGUACCGAUGGAGUCUUCUUGUACUUUGAGGAUAACGCCGGUGUGAUCGUUAAUCCAAAAGGAGAAAUGAAAGGAUCUGCUAUUACAGGACCGGUAGGAAAGGAAGCAGCUGAACUCUGGCCGCGUAUUGCCAGUAAUUCUGGUGUUGUGAUGUGA